Messenger RNA from Trypanosoma cruzi, 540 nucleotides. RefSeq names its product mucin TcMUCII, putative. The record is from RefSeq and is a predicted model, not a curated record. The transcript has a single exon. The coding region runs from base 1 to 540 and encodes 179 amino acids. Lineage: Eukaryota; Euglenozoa; Kinetoplastea; Trypanosomatida; Trypanosomatidae.
AUGAUGACGUGCCGUCUGCUGUGCGCCCUGUUGGUGCUUGCUCUGUGCUGCUGCCCGUCCGUGUGCGUGACAGGAACUGGUGAAGAACUAAAUAAGGACAGCUCCAGUUUACCGACUCCUCGGCCACAGGAAGCAGGUGUUUCAGGAACCGAUGGGGCAGGGUCGCAAAGUGGGUCCAGUACUGGACAGAAAUCACGUGAAAAUUCCACAUCACAAGCAUCAGAUCCGGGAACCGAUGUGCCAGAAACUCCAGGUACCGAAGGUCCGGAGUCCAUUCCAAUACAGGAACAGCAACCAAGUGAGGCGACUGGUACGGUAUCGGCACAAAGUCAGAAGGAAAAUGCGCCAACAACAACAACCACGACUACGACAAAAGCACCAACUACCACCACCACUACGACUACGGAGGCGCCAACUACAACGACCACCCGCGCACCGUCACUUCUUCGCGAAAGCGACGGCAGCCUCAGCAGCUCUGCGUGGGUGUGUGCCCCGCUGCUGCUCGCCGUAUCCGCGCUGGCGUACACCACUCUGGGCUGA